UCCGUGGGGCUCAGACUCAAAAUCCUGAGACCGAGAGACUGGGCCAGCCGGGUGCCCCAGAAGUACGAUUUUACAGUAGACUUUGACUCAUGUUCGUUUAGAGGUUUUGGUUUUACCGCUUAGACUUAGGACACAGCAGCUCUACUUUAGAAAUGGGCAGUGCGUCCGUCAGCGCCAGUGACUUCAUCGUGCAGCUUUCCUGGUUUAAGGCGUCUGAGCACAGGCUUCAGGUCCCUGGAGGCCCUGCCAUGGGACCUCAUGGCAGAGGACCCGGUCUCUCGCCAUCAGCAUCUCCCGCCCAGUGGUGCGUGUUUGACCGAGGCGCAGUCUGCACGCAUCGUAACUACCCAAAAUCUGGGGUUUGCGUCACAUUCUUCUCGGUGCUUAUGUUCUGUGAUAUCACGUGGGCACCAUCACGGCGUCCUGCGGUGACUGUCACUGCCUCUCGCCCUCAGAGCCCCUGCAGCCGCUCAUCUGACCGUGUCCCCCGUGUCGCCUCCCCAGACUGGCUCCUCUUACUUAGCGGUGUGCAGUUAAGCUUCCUCCAUGUCUUUUUCUGUCUUCGUAGCCCGUUUGUCGCUGUCCCUGGAUGAUGUUCCGUCGUGUGGAGCAUAAACACCCGUUUAUCCCCUCACCUGUUGAAGGACUCGGUUCCCGGUCUGCUUAGAGCCGCUCCGCCAGCCGAGCCGCCAGCCGAGCCGCCAGCCGAGCCCUGCCCCGGCCCCGGCACGCGGCACACCUGGCUGGCCUGGGCGCCUUGGAAGCCCUAGCAGACCACGAGUGCUUUUGCUCUCGAGCCGUCGUAUGCUCAUAAGAGGAAAACGGUUCAGUGUGUACUGGCCCAGAUCUGACCGUCCCAGGUACUCUGUCUCCGUCCCCGACGGGACAGGCUUCCUCUCCUUUCUGGCGGAAGAACGUCCCCUCGUGCCUCCUUUGGAACAGGUCUCCGCGUGACCAGUUCUACUUUUCCUUCCCCUGAGAACGUCUUUAUUUCUGUAGGACGUCUUCACUCUCGAAUCCUGGGCGGACAGCUCUGUUCCCCCAGCACCUUCUGGAUGCUCCUGCCCCCUGGCCUGCUGGUUUCCGGCCAGGGCUCUGGGCCCCUUGGCUUCUUGUUGGGAAUGUGGUGUGUUCCGUUUGGCGGCUGCCUUUGAAAUGUUCUUACUUUCUCUUUGAUUUUCAGCAAUUUGUUAGGAUCUAGGCAUGGAGCUGUUUGAGGUUUGCUGAGCGGCUUGAGUGUGUAAGUUUGUACCUUUCAUUAGAUUUGGAAAGUGCUCAGCUAUCAUUUCUUCGAAACACGCUUCUUCGGCUUCACACUGUCUUCGUCCCUCCUGGGACCCCAGGGACACAGCCGUCCGCCUCUCUACCACGUUCACUCAGCCCUGCUCAUUUUGUUCGUGCACCUUUGUCUGUUGUUCAGUUUGGAUGAUGCACUGGGCUGUGUUCAUUUCAUUGUUCUACGUCCAUCUUCUCCCAUCUCUUUUCUGUUAUUGAGUCCUUUCAGUGAAUUUUUUAUUUUCAUACACACACACACACACACACACAUUCUCAGAUUUCCAUUUGGCUGUAGGUCCUGUUCCUGUGCUGAGACUUUUUAUCUUUCCACUUGUUUCAAGACGUCUGGCUUUGUCCCUGAAGCAUGGUACACCAGCUGCUUUAAAGUCUCUGACGAUUCAUUUCAGAGUGGGCUUUUCUUGAUUUUUUUUUUUUUCUUGAGAAUUGGCCAGACUUUCCUGCUUUUUAUGUCAGAAAAGUUUGGAUUAUAUUCUGGGUGCUUUGAAUAUCGUAUUUUGAAGCUCUGGGUCUUGUUUAAAUCUCAGAGUGUAGACAUUUCUGUCCUAGCAGGAAGGCAGCCUGGUUAGGCUCAGGCCGCAGGUUUGGAGCUCCUGCCAUGGGCAUGGUCAUUACGUCAGCUCCGUCUUCAGAGCCCGUGUGGUGCUCUUUGGAACUGACCAGUAGGGUGAGUUCUCCAAACCUUUGGUUUGCCAUUUAGGGUCUGGACCCCCAUAGACAGUUCUGGGGUGGUGACCCAGGCACCCUUUCCAUACCUCCCUGCUCUGCACAGUCUCCGCCAUAUUUUCUGACCCCAGGGCCCCCUUUCUCUGGCUAGAAACCUUGGUGUUCGUGUGUCCUCUGUGCCGUGACACCUCAGCACAAGGUCUGCCUCGGGGCUUGGGACCCUGGCGGAGUGACACUCCUGGUUCCGGUGUCAUCUUCGCUGAGCCAUGGCAACCCCGGAUGUGAGUGUCCACAUGGAGGAGGUGGUGGUGGUGACCACACCAGACACUGCAGUGGACGGGAGCGGCGUGGAGGAGGUGAAGACUGUGCUGGUGACGACCAACCUGGCUCCUCACGGGGGCGAGCUGGCGGAGGACAGCAUGGAGACUGAAAAUGCGGCUGCGGCCGCGGCGGCUGCGUUCACGGCGUCCUCGCAGCUCAAGGAGGCUGUGUUAGAAGUGAAGGUGGCUGAAGAAGAGGAGAGCCUGGAGGCUGAAAUCGUGUACCCCAUUACCUGCGGAGACAGCAGAGCCAACCUGAUUUGGAGGAAGUUUGUGUGCCCGGGCAUCAAUGUGAAGUGUGUUCAGUAUGACGAGCAUGUGAUCAGCCCAAAGGAGUUUGUGCACCUGGCUGGCAAGUCCACCCUGAAGGACUGGAAGAGGGCCAUCCGGAUGAACGGCAUCAUGCUCAGGAAGAUCAUGGACUCUGGGGAGCUGGACUUCUAUCAGCACGACAAGGUCUGCUCCAACACCUGCCGCAGCACCAAGAUCGAUCUCUCAGGCGCCCGCGUGUCCCUGAGCAGCCCCACCUCGGCCGAGUACAUUCCCCUCACACCUGCCACGGCUGAUGUGAACGGGUCUCCCGCCACCAUCACCAUAGAGACCUGUGAGGAUCCUGGCGACUGGACCACGGCCAUCGGAGACGACACGUUCUCCUUCUGGCGAGGCCUCAAGGACGCAGGCCUGCUGGACGAGGUCAUACAGGAGUUCCACCAGGAGCUGAUGGAGACCAUGAAAGGCCUGCAGCAGCGGGUCCAGGACCCCCCCCUGCAGCUCCGAGAUGCCGUCCUCCUCAACAACAUCGUGCAGAACUUCGGCAUGCUGGACUUGGUGAAGAAGGUGCUGGCCAGCCACAAGUGCCAGAUGGACCGCUCUCGGGAGCAGUACGCCCGAGACCUGGCAGCCCUAGAGCAGCAGUGUGACGAGCACCGCCGUCGGGCCAAGGAACUCAAGCACAAAUCUCAGCACCUCAGCAACGUGCUCAUGACGCUGACCCCCGUCUCCCUGCCACCCCCCACGAAGCGGCCCCGGCUGGCAAGGGCCACGUCAGGGCCGGCUGCCAUCGCCUCGCAGGUGCUCACCCAGUCUGCCCAGAUCGCCCUCAGCCCCGGCGUGCCCGUCUCCCAGCUGACUGGCGUGCCACUCGGCAAAGUGGUGUCCACCCUGCCGUCCCCCGUGCUGGGCAAGGGACCCCCCCAGGCUGCUUCCGCCAGCUCUCCAGCCUCGCCCCUGCUCGGGGGCUACACAGUGCUGGCCUCGUCGGGCACCACCUUUCCUAGCACCGUGGAGAUCCACCCGGACGCGUCCAGCCUCACAGUCCUGAGCACAGCCGCCAUGCAGGACGGCAGCACUGUGGUCAAGGUGGUGAGCCCCCUGCAGCUGCUCACCUUGCCGGGCCUGGGCCCCACCCUGCAGAACGUGGCCCAGGUGUCACCUGGGGGUAGCACCAUCGUGACAGUGCCCACGGGGGCCGUCGAGAGUGCCGUGGCCGCCUCGGGGCCUGAGGAGCACACGGCCACCAUUGAGGUGGCCGCCAUGGCGGAGGGCCACGAGCACAAGUAGACGCUGGUGGAGGGCGAGGCCCCUCGUGGGCACAGGGCUGGCCGCCUCUCCUCAAGCCCCGGCCGGCCGGGAGCACGGCACCGCCGCCCCGCGGGUCACGUCGGGCUGAACCAAAGAGAGGGAACACCAAACAGACGGAAGAGAAAGGGAUCGCCAGCGACAGGCCUGUGCGGUCAGCCUCCACCUCGAACUUCCUCCCCCUUUUCUUAGGAAAUACAUUCUUCCAUCUGUUGCUUAUUGAUACUGUUUACACGUUGGGCCUGAUGAGGAGCCAGGCAGAGAGGACGAGGAGGCACCGCCGGGGAGCAGGGCGCGGACCCCGUGGGUGCGAGGGGCCCCCGGGGGGGGGUAUCACGAACACAAGUCUUGGGAACCGUCCCCAAGUGUGGAAACCCAUGGAUCCUAUGGAUUUGGUUUCUUCCCACAGUUUUCUGUAGGUUUAGCGGGUCCCGGCACCCUGAUCUCCCGUCUCUGGAGCGGGCGCCGUGCUGCUGCAGGUCCACACGCGGCCCUGGGCAGGGGCGCCUGGGCACCCGGGGCUGGAGUGCCACCCCCAGGGCACCCGCCUGAGCAGAGGGCCCAGAGGCCCCAGCAGCUGAGUUUGCCGUCUGCCCACCUCCCUCCGCCCUGCAGGCGCUCGGGCCCCCCGGGGGGCCCCUGCACACGCGCCGUGGGUGUUUUUAAGUGAAUUAUUAGUAGGCUUCUAGGAAGAGUCAGAUUUCUAGCAUUUUCAUCCUAAGCAAUGCUGAGUGCCUAGGCUUCCUGCAUCGCUCUGGGCUCCAGAGUGCUCAGUACGAGGCAGCUGUGGGCGCCGCCCCGGGGCGACUGCGCUGGUGGUUCCCGCUGCUCCGGCGGUGAGCACUCGCCCGGCGGGCCGCCCGGAGGAGGGUGGCGGUGACGGUGGUGCGCCCCUGCGGCUUUGGUUCCGGGGGUGCGGGUGCGAACACAGCAAGACAGGAACCGAGGAGGGGCUGCAUGGGGCGAGGUGCUCCCGCCUUUGGGGAACUCGUCAUCCACCCCGUGCUCAGCCUGCUGGCGGGGCCGCCGUGACAGCUUUAGCCCCUGGCCCUCCGGGACCCCCACCCAGGGGUGGAGGUGCACCCUGCUGGCUGGCGCUGGUGCCCGAGGGCGUGUGGGGUGGCAGUUGGGUGGUCUGGACCAGGGUCUGUCACGGCGGGGCCACCCGGGGGCCAUGCGCAGGUCUGCUUGUGGACCCAGGAGGAAGAGCAGCAGGGGUCCCAGGGCCCGCCCGAGCCCUUGAGUGGACGUCCCCGCGGCCACGCUUCCCCUGGCGGCCAGUUCAGUUGCCUGCGGAAGACCCUUCUCUGCCGGAAGGGGAGGGGGCUCCAGCGCAGCCACUGCCCUACUUUGUGCUUCGAAGGGAACUGGGUUGUCUGUCUGUCCUUCCAUCCCAGGUGCCCCACACCUCCCCGAGUCUCCCAGGCGCUCCUUCCUGUUUUCUUUCUGUCACAUACUUGUUUGCCGUGGUCACGGGUCAGCUGGUUUCAGCACGGUGUUUACCUGCUGGUUACGGAGUCCCGAUGCCUGUGGCAGCGUGACCGCGGGGUGGGCGCGUCCUGUCCUGUCCUGUGCGUCUGCACCAGCUCGGGCAGUGCGAGAAAGCACAUCUUGCCCUUGGGGCCUUUGUCAAAGUCAGACAAGCGGCCCCUUUGAAGCCGCCGCCCCGCCGGCAGUCAGACCGCAGGGCUGGAGGGAAGUGCACAUCCGAGCCAUAGCACGGAAGCCGCAGCUUCAGAAAUAACUGCAGCCCCUCCCUCCACCUGGGCGGGGGGCGGGGGGACACCUGUGCCUGGCAGGGCCCCGAGUCCCGGCUGUCGGGGGGCCGCGGGGGCCGCCUGCACCCCUCCAGUCCCCGGGCGGGACCGCGGGCUGCUUCUGGGGAGCAGGACUGGACUUGGUUUCUCUCACGGCUGCCGGCCCAGAGGCAGCCUGGGGAAGGGAAGCAUCCGGGUUCUACUUUGUAUGUUUUGCAAGUAUCUGCUUGGUACUUUGAUUUACAGUAAAAACAUUUUUCGUAA
Messenger RNA from Canis lupus familiaris (dog), 5878 nucleotides. RefSeq names its product glucocorticoid modulatory element binding protein 2 (gene GMEB2). Gene Ontology annotation, molecular function: DNA-binding transcription activator activity, RNA polymerase II-specific; RNA polymerase II cis-regulatory region sequence-specific DNA binding. Gene Ontology annotation, cellular component: nucleus. The record is from RefSeq and is a predicted model, not a curated record. The transcript is spliced from 10 exons. The coding region runs from base 2226 to 3839 and encodes 537 amino acids. Gene Ontology annotation, biological process: positive regulation of transcription by RNA polymerase II. NCBI's taxonomy places the organism in Eukaryota, Metazoa, Chordata, Mammalia, Carnivora, Canidae.